Messenger RNA from Ostreococcus tauri, 312 nucleotides. RefSeq names its product Cold-shock protein, DNA-binding. Gene Ontology annotation, molecular function: nucleic acid binding. The transcript is spliced from 3 exons. NCBI's taxonomy places the organism in Eukaryota, Viridiplantae, Chlorophyta, Mamiellophyceae, Mamiellales, Bathycoccaceae. The record is from RefSeq and is a predicted model, not a curated record. The coding region runs from base 1 to 312 and encodes 103 amino acids.
AUGGCCGAGACGCGCGCGCGGACGCUCGGAACGGUGACUUGGUUCAAUUGUGUCAGGGGAUACGGAUACGUACGACCGCACGAUGGUUCUGAAGACGUGUUCGUGCAUCAGAGCGAGCUCCAGAUGGACGGUUUCAGGAGCGUGUGGGAGGGUGAUGAGAUCGAGUUCGAGCUGGACGACGACGAGCGCCGACGCGCGAAGAACGUCACGGGCCCGGCGGGCGCGCCGCUGAAGAAGACGCCCAAGCAGUUUUACCGCCGCGUGCGAAAAGAUGGAAACGAGCAAUCGCGCCGGCAUCAGGACGCACCGUGA